Molecule: messenger RNA, 9599 nt
Organism: Homo sapiens (human)
Lineage: Eukaryota; Metazoa; Chordata; Mammalia; Primates; Hominidae
Gene: MCTS1
Product: MCTS1 re-initiation and release factor
Exons: 6
Coding region: 156-704 (182 amino acids)
Biological process (GO): translation reinitiation
Cellular component (GO): cytoplasm
Molecular function (GO): RNA binding
Source: RefSeq, marked validated
CUGUCAUGCCUAUUGCCUAGCUGCCAGAUUAACCUUGCCUUGAAAAUAACGAUUGCCCCAUAGGCUAUUCAGUGUAAGGAAGACAAAAAUUCCUUGGGAACCUACUAGUGGGUUUGCCUUCCAGAUUUGGUAGACGCAAAAAGCAAAGGGGGAACAUGGGCAAAGGAAGAUUUGAUGAAAAAGAAAAUGUGUCCAACUGCAUCCAGUUGAAAACUUCAGUUAUUAAGGGUAUUAAGAAUCAAUUGAUAGAGCAAUUUCCAGGUAUUGAACCAUGGCUUAAUCAAAUCAUGCCUAAGAAAGAUCCUGUCAAAAUAGUCCGAUGCCAUGAACAUAUAGAAAUCCUUACAGUAAAUGGAGAAUUACUCUUUUUUAGACAAAGAGAAGGGCCUUUUUAUCCAACCCUAAGAUUACUUCACAAAUAUCCUUUUAUCCUGCCACACCAGCAGGUUGAUAAAGGAGCCAUCAAAUUUGUACUCAGUGGAGCAAAUAUCAUGUGUCCAGGCUUAACUUCUCCUGGAGCUAAGCUUUACCCUGCUGCAGUAGAUACCAUUGUUGCUAUCAUGGCAGAAGGAAAACAGCAUGCUCUAUGUGUUGGAGUCAUGAAGAUGUCUGCAGAAGACAUUGAGAAAGUCAACAAAGGAAUUGGCAUUGAAAAUAUCCAUUAUUUAAAUGAUGGGCUGUGGCAUAUGAAGACAUAUAAAUGAGCCUCAGAAGGAAUGCACUUGGGCUAAAUAUGGAUAUUGUGCUGUAUCUGUGUUUGUGUCUGUGUGUGACAGCAUGAAGAUAAUGCCUGUGGUUAUGCUGAAUAAAUUCACCAGAUGCUAAAAUUCUGUUAGCUUCAGAAAUUAUUUUAAGUUUUCUUAAACUCAAGUUAAAAUUGGGUAGCAAACUUGGACAUUAAAAGGUAUCUGGUAAGUAAGCAAACUCAUACAACUAAUGUCCUUUCUUAGGCUAAUGAUAUAAGAGUGAAGAGCAGGACUUGGUCAAUGGAUUGCCAUUUUAUGGUAGACCUCUAGAGAAACUGUCUAGUUAAAUGGGGCUAGAAACUAGACUAGGAAUUUUAUUCUAUUACUCCAGGGGACCCAGCAGUGCUCAUUCUCGUGUGUGUGUGUGUGUGUGUGUGUGUAUGUGUGUGUGUGUGUGUGUGUGUGUUUUGUUGAUUGUUUUUUUAAAAAAAACUUCAAUGGAAAAUUCUAAACAUAUUAAGAAGUCUGGAGAAUAGUAUAAUGGACCUCUCCAUAUCCAUCACCCAGUUUCAGUUUAUGGUCAGUCUUAUUUCAUCUAUACCUCAAUUAUUUCUCCCCACCCCCCAAUUAUUUUGAAGCAAAUCCCAGACAUCCUAUCAUUUCAUCCAUAACUACUUUAUUCUUUUUUUUUUUUUUUUGAAACAGGGUCUUGCUCUGUUGCCCAGGCUGGAGUGCAGUGGUACGAUCUUGGCUCACUGUAACCUCCACCUCCCGGGUUCAAGCGAUUCUUGUGCCUCAGCCUCCUGAGUAGCUGGGAUUACAGGCACGUGCCACCAUGCCCGGCUAAUUUUGUAUUUUUGGUAGAGAUGGGGUUUCGCUAUGUUGGCCAGACUGGUCUUGAACUCUUGGCCUCAAGUGAUCCGUCCCCCUCUGCCUCCCAAAGUGCUGGGAUUACAGGCAUGAGCCACCGUGCCCAGCUAAUUUUUAUAUAUUUUAUAGUUGGCCAGGCUGGUCUUGAACUCCUGGCCUCAAGUGAUCAGCCUCCCAAAGUGCUGGGAUUAUAGGCAUGAGUCACCAUGCCUGGCGUCAUAACUACUUUAGUGUGUAUCUUUAAAAAUUAGAAAAACCCCACAAUACCAUUAUCACACCUAAAAAGUUGAACUGUUUCUUAAUAUGAUCAACUGUCUAGACUGUUAAUUCUCUUUAACUGUUGGUUUGCUUGAAAUAGGUACCACACAAGGUUCAUACAUUGCAUUUGGUUGUUAUUUAUUGAAGUCUGUUUAAUUUAUAAGUUACCUUUUCUUUUCCCCCUUAAAUUAUUUAAGAAAUCUAGUUGUUUUGUCUUUAAAGUUUCCACACAUAUUCUGGAUUUUGUUGAUUGUAUCACUGUGAAGUCAUUAACUUGUUUUUAUGCCUCCUGUAUAUCCUGUAAACAAAUAAGAUUGAUCAGAUUCAGGUUCAGUUUUUUUAGUGCCUUCUUUUGAGUAAAGUCAUACCAAACAGAUGCCCAGAACAUCUGGAUUUGGGUCCCCACUAGACUCCUUAAAUAAUGUAUAUCUUCUAUAAGUGGAAUAUGAGGGACAUGGACCUGCUUUAGUAAGAACAGUAAUCUGUUUGGGGAGUUAAAAGAGCAGUUGUGGAUUUAUUUAUUGAUAAAGACCAUUUUUCUUCCUAAUAACCUUGCUGUUAUUCUAGUGUCUUAGCCAUCUUCAUUUGGUUGUUUACCAAUAUAUGACAUGUGAUUUUAUUUUUCAGAUGGAUACAGACAUAUACAAGAUUGUGGUGACCUGUGUUACAGUUAGAAGUUGGUGAGAAAGGUGAGGGUGGAUAGCAAAAAGAGAGAGAUCAUUUGGCUGGCUGUUCCAGCUGGGUCUCCCAGGAUGUAACAUAGGUGGACAUAGAUCCAGGGUCUGACCCUCAGCUUGAGAAACCAUUUCCCACUGAUGAAACUUGAGAGACUUGGAGAUUCCCCAGUUAGAAUAUAAAUGUAUUAAUUCAUAGUGAUAGGUCUGCCUAUGGUAAACAAUUAGGAAACAGGAAGUUACUUGGUAAACACAGGUAUGAGCAAAGGAAGAUUGAUAAAUUGGGGUAAUAUUUCAGUUGUGCUGAGGUAAGACUUGGAGAAUUUUUCCUGCUUCAUCAUUAAUUAGAAUGCUUAUCUCUGCCAAAAUCUCAUCUCUUUCCUAGCCCAUAGAGGUGCCCUGAUAUUUUAUUUCCUAUAUCCUUUUCAAGUUCCAUGUAGUUUUCCUUAUGUUAUGACAGUUUUAUUCUGCAGCUUACCAUAUUAUUUAUUCCUGGUCCACGAAAGUAUAAAUAGUCUCAUCAGGAACUCAUUUGUAAGUCAUCUCCCAGGGGGGUUUCUUCAACAGAUAGUUUAAUUUUUUGCUGACUUACUGGCUUCAAAUUCAGAUGUCUCCCUAUUUGGGGGAGGAGGCACCCUAUUUGAGGCCUGUAGCUCCUUAUGUUCUUAAAAAGAAUAUACAAGUCAUUUAUGUCAGAAUCAAACUUUGAACCUUUAUUUUUGUUGCUAAGAGAAUGUUUUUUGACCAAGACUGCCUAUGGAGUAUUAGCAAUGAAAAACAAAGCACACAUAUACAUACAUUAGAGAAGUAAAAACUUUUAAUAGCUUGGUUUUUGAAAUAAUUCAUCUUUGUGUCUAACCACUGUUACAGUGGGUGUAAGGAACACUUUUUAAAUAUUCAACAUCAACAUCUGUGCUUGUUUUUCUACUGUGCUGAGGUACACUGUGUUGCCUUGGUGAUAUGGACUAAAUAUGUAUGUUCUCUGCUUCCCCUGGGUCUGAGGCCUCUGCUCAUCACUGUUAAUCAGGGAUGUCACUCUACAUGUGUGAUCCUUGUCAUUUUCUAAACAUUAGGUCAUACAUGAAAGGCAAUUCAAAGAGAUUAAACUAGCAGAUGUGUCAGCAUCUUUAGAUACUGUGCUUAAUGGAAACUUAGUUUACCUAUAUUCGUGAGAAUAGGAAUACAGGGAUAGAGAGCCUGCUUCUCUCAGGCAGUGUGUCUUUAGUUCAUUUUUAGUUUCAAAAUUAAGUUUGUGUCAAACCAACCUACAAUCUAGUAACUUGUGUAUUGGACUCACUUUUACUCAGACAAGGUCAGUUCAGCUCAAUAGGUAUUUAUUGAGUAUCUACUAGGUUCUAAGUGACGUGGCAUGAAGAUGAAUAAUACAGAAGUAGCCCUUGCUCUUAAGGAGCUUCCAAUCUAGUGAGUAAAGAAAAUUUACAUUUUAAAUAAUCUGGGUAAUGGUGACAGCCCAAUACUAAUAUGUAAAGCCAGUAGGAAUGUACUAAUCCUUUUCCAAUUUUAGUCAUCAAAAAUUGUAAAUUACAAAUGAACUAAAUGUAGUAAUAUUCCAUAGAUUGUAUCCAAUGUGAGGGUAAAAAAAAAAUCCCAGAUGUCUUGGAGUUGCCGUGAUUCAGCAUCCCAACUCAGAUGAUUGUCCUGUUGUCCGGUGACAUAAUGGCCUGAUCAGUUCUCUUCUAGCAGACUGUCUGUUAUGGUGGUUUGGUAGUGGUCUGUUGGGAAGCUGCAUUUUUCCUUUUCUGUUUUUAUGCUCUGGACCCCAAACAAAAACAGCUGGAUUUAUCCCAUGGGUAGUCAUGAACAUUUCCAAUUUGAGGGAUUUUAUAUUCCCCAAACAGAAGGUUAUAUGGCAUAUAUCAAAUAAUAAUGAUAUCCAGCCAGGUUCCCUGUCGUACCCAAAUCAGUAACUGAAGAUACGUAUUUCUAAGUAUAAUACUUCAGAGGAAGAGAUAAGAAUUACAAUUCACUAAAUUCGUGGAGGUGUUUCAUUAUAAUAAAUAUGUCACUUAUUAAUAAUGUAGCAAUUAUAUAUUAAUGGAAAUAUGAAUGUAUGCCCAAGCAAAAUGUCAUAAAUAUUUUAACUUUGUUUGUCUAGGUUCCUUAAUUUUGAGACUAUAAUUAUCAAGGCUCUUCAAGAAACUCAAAAUGAUUCUAAUUUCUAAGUAGUAUGCAUUAAAACUGAUAUAUAAUGAAAGAAAAACAGUGAAAAUGUAUGCAUCAGUUUCUAAAGAAAUCAUACUUGUCAUUGUAGAGAUGCAUGUAAAUUAAAUGUAUUAUACAUUUUUAUACUUGUAUGUAUUUUAUACUUUGUAUGAAUACUUUUAUUACACUUUUUAAGGCAGGUAAAAGAAUGAGUAGAUGUUAUCAACUAUAACAACAAUUUGUUGAAUACUGUGUUAAAACCAAGUAAAGGACCACAACUCCACGAGAUCAGGAAUGAAUGAAGAAAAUUGAGGGCCAGUUUUUAAAUCAUUGUUGAGACUAUUAGGUUCAUCUGUCUGUUUAAGAGUCUGGCCUUAGGGAAUAUAAUUUAUGCAUGUAAAAAAAUACAGGAGAUGAUUCACUGGAAUGUCUCUUAAUAAUACCAUGUUCAUUAAGAAUAGGUCAUUGGGAGGAAAAAUAAAUAAAAACAUCUGAACUCAUUAGUAUAAUUAAUACUUGCCUCUUAGAAUGAAAAUUAAAGAACUCCAAAUUUUAGCCUUGAAUACUUUGAGAAAUAAAAGAUGAAUUAGUGAAAUAAUUUCUACUUAAAAUCUUAGUUGUUACAGAGAAUGACAUGCCUCACUAUUAAUGUCCAAUUCUAAUUAAUGGAUUGUUUUAGAAAUGUAUUUGUGAAAUAUAGCAAACAUAGCUAGUAAUACUAACAGGUGAAAACUGAUAUUUCAAAUGACUAAAUAGACUUAAGAUUAGAGGAAGGUAGGAAAAGGUGUGCAACUAACAGAAGCAGUUAACCAAAAAAUGAGCUUCAGGCAUCAGUCUUAUUUGGAAGACUGUAAAUCAACAGGCUAACGUUCAAAAUAUGGCAGACAUCUUAAUAUCAAUAUAUGCUAAAUUGGUUUAUCUUUAGGCAGAAACAGAAAGCAAAAAAUUAAACUCAUCCAACUCAUACAUUUGUUGUUGUUGUUGUUGUUGUUGUUUUUGAGAUGGAGUCUUGCUUCAUUGCCCAGGCUGGAGUGCAAUGGCACGAUCUCGGCUCACUGCAACCUCUGUCUUCCGGGUUCAAGCGAUUCUCCUGCCUCAGCCUCCCGAGUAGCUGGGAUCCCAUGCGUGUGCCACCACACCUAGCUAAUUUUUGUAUUUUUAGUAGAGACAGGGUUUCACCAUGUUGGCCAGGCUGGUCUCAAACUCCUGACCUCAGGUGAUGCACCCGCCUUGGCCUCCCAAAGUGCUGGGAUUACAGGUGUGAACCACCACACCCGACCCAACUAAUACAUUUUUAAAAUCCCAUUUUAAAAGUAAAACCACAGUUUUCAUAUAACAAAUGUUAUUGCUCUUCAUUUCAUUCUCCAAUUUUAAAAUGCUUUACUUUCAGCCAAUAUGUGAAUAUAGGAGACUUCAAAAGCAUAAUCAAUUACUCCCUUAAAGUUCAUUGUAAGUGUUCUCAGAACUCUACCACCUAGAAUUUAAAGACGGGAAGAUUUACUUUAUAAUUUUAAUUUCUUAUCACAAGACUCGAUUGUCAAUAACUGUUAACGUCCAUUUAAUAAUCUAUGGUGAAAUAGGUAAUUUCUUCUUAUUUUCACAAGCGUGUGAGUAAAAGACUGGGUUUUAAGCAAUAAAUCAUUUGUUCUAACUAAGCACAUGCUUGGAAAAAGUGCUAUUUUUCCAAACGUAUGCCUUGAAAACAAAUACAAUUCAAUUGCCUUUUUGGUUCAUGGGAAGCCAUACUGCGGUGGCUUCCAAGGUUGGCCAACCUGUUUUUAUUCUUACCACCUCUUUCAAAAAGGGAUGUUGUCUUUGUCCCCAAAUUCUGGUGUUGUCCUAUGCUGAUGCAUAAUGAAGCCCUGAGGCUUGGAAACUUGCAAACCAAUAAGAUGAUUUAAUGAUGAAACGGCAUGUCAGUUUGACACUGUCUAUUAAUAGUCCUUGAGUGAGCUUAAAUUUGAGACACUUUUAAAAGCGGCAUGUAGUUCCAGUUUUGCUUCCCUUAUCAGUGGAGCUUGAGAUGUCUGUUCCUGCCGACUGAUGUUUUAACAAAUUUUUAGUUUCUCAUGAUGUGAAAGAUUUUGUAUGCACGUCUUAGUCUGGAUACUGUUUUCAUUAGUUCUAAUGCUGCUGCAUGCAAAUUUUGUUUAAAACCAAAAUUGACUCUUCACAUCUGGACUAGAUUGGACAUGGUGAGGAGGCUGGAAGGAAAGUCCUUUUUGCUCUGUAGGCUCUGGACAGCUUUCUUAGAGUUGACUUAUCCAGGAUUAAGAAAAAGUUUUCUUUUGCGUGACUAAAUUCUUUCCACAGUUUGCUUGUGUAAGCAUUUUAGAUUUAAGCAAGUUCAACUUGAAAUAUAUUUGAAUAUGAAGUAGAAACAGCUUCAUUUAAUGGGAUAAUAGCAAUCUCUAACCCAUCAAAUUAAUAUCUACUAAAUAGCUUCCAAAAAGCACUGACUGGAAAAUAUUUUUCACUAUCAUGGCUUUAUUCAGUUUCAAAAACAGUAGGGGCUAAAAUGUUUGGACAUUUAUCCUGCAUUUAUUUUGUGUUUCACAAGGUUAAAAUUUUGUAUUUUGUAAAGUGUCUGAAAAGGAGUCCACAAAGUAUUUCUGCUUUCUUGCUCCUGAAUGCAAAGGUCUGAGAGAAGGCACAUCCUCAUUAGCUUCUGGGUGUUGUCAAACCCAAUCCUCUCUCAAGUACCAAAUGCCCAGAUACAUUUAUUGGGAUGCAGGAAUCUCACUUAAGUAGCGGUUUUUGCUGAUAUAAAGACAAACAUCUUGAUUAAAGUGUAGGGAGAUAGAAACUAUACCAAUUUGGGCAAUUUUGGCUCUAAUGUCUAAUUUGUUGUGAAAGGGGAAGAUGUUCUAAGCUAAUGUUCUUAAAAGUAACUUAUGAAUUUCUUAAAAAUAGUUUUUAAAAAGCUGUUUCAGGAAAAGCUGUUUUAUUGCAUGGCACAGAUUAAAUGUACAGAUGUUAUCUUAAAACAAUGAAAGAGUUCCCCUAAUUUGAAUAUUCAAUACCAGCUGUUAUUCACAUCAAUAUUUUAACAUUUUACCAUCAAGAUAUUUAAUACAAAGGAUUGAUACAUAUUUAACUGUUUAGAAUUCUAGUUAAACUUGUCCAGAUGAGUAAGAGGGAAGGAGAAAUAACAUUCUCCAAGUACCUACCAUGUGCACAAGCUCUACUUAUAUAUCUUGCUUAAUCUUAGCAAUGAUUCCAUGAGGUAGAUUUUAACUCUCAUUUUACAAACGAGGAGACUAAGGCUCAGAGAGGUCAUACAACUUCAGGAAAGUUGUAUGACCUCUCUGAGGUAAUAAAUGGCAGAACUGGAAUUUGAACCUAAGUCUCCUUGUCUGCAAAUCCUGUGUUUUGCAGAAAACUCUCCUCUUGUAUUUCAUAAAAUGUUAAAUCUUGGCCCAAAUUCAAAUCACCAUCUUUAUGGGUUAUUGGAGAGAGGUAUAAGUUGGCAAGACUCUGUUCCACGAUGGGAAAAAAUGGGUAGGAUUUGAAUGAGUAAGAGUGGGAUACUUGCACAGUAUCAUAUUUGUGUGGCUGGAGUAAUGUUUUUCUGUUUCCCUCUUAGCAAAGUGGAGUGGGAGAAUCUUGAAAUUGAACUCAGUCCUGAGGUCUGAUUUUCCUAUUAUUAGUCACUUUCAAGCCAGGUGAUUUGUGACCAUUUAAAUGUUAUGCUAUUUCAAAGUCUUCUACAUCUUUAGAAAAGGACAUGAGGGAGGGUUAGUUAAGUGGGGCAAUGAGAAUGUAGAGUGUAAUGUGCAAAAGCAGGACUAGCAGUUGCUUUGAAGAUAUCUGGGGAAGGCCGGGCACGGUGGUUCACGCCUGUAAUCCCAGUACUUUGGGAGGCCAAGGUGGGCGGAUCACGAGGUCAGGAGAUCGAGACCAUCCUGGCUAACGUGAAACCCCGUCUAUACUAAAAAUACAAAAAAUUAACCGGACGCAGUGGUGGGCGCCUGUAGUCCCAGCUACUCGGGAGGCUGAGGCAGGAGAGUGGCAUGAACCCGGGAGGCGGAGCUUGCAGUGAGCUGAGAUCGCACCACUGCAUUCCAGCCUGGACAACAGAGCGAAACUCCGUCUCAAAAACCAACCAAACAAAAAACAAAAAUUAGCUGGGCAUGGUGGCGCGUGCCUGUAAUCCCAGCACUUUGGGAGCCAAGGUGGGUGGAUCAUGAGGUCAGAAGAUUGAGACCACCCUGGCCAACAUGGUGAAAUCCUGUCUCUACUAAAAAUACAAAAAAAAAAAAAAAAAAAAAAAUUAGCCGGGCGUGGUGGCGCGUGCCUGUAAUCCCAGCUACACAGGAGGCUGAGGCAGGAGAUUUGCUUGAACCUGGGAGGCGGAGGUUGCAGUGAGCCGAGAUUGUGCCACUGCACUCCAGCCUGGGCGACAGAGCAAGACUCCGUCUAAAAAAAAAAAAAAGAUAUUAAAAUUAAUGACAGGAAGAGUUUGGGUUCAGUUAUAAUUUAAGGGAAAAAACAUUGAGGGGCCUAAUCUACAUUUUGCUCCGGAUCCAAUGAUUUAAUUUUUGGGAAGAAAAAUCCAGUGAUUAAAGUCAUGCAAGGAGAUGGCCUGGGGCUUGCUAAAAGUCAGGUUGCAGUUUCCAUUGCAUUCAAGAAAAUCAGAAAAAUAAAUACAACUUUUAGAAGAAACUAAGUUUUCUCCCAUUCAUGUUUAGCUAUUGGGGGGUCUCAUACUUCUGGACUUGCUUAGACCUAUGCUAUCUAAUAUGGUAGCCUCUGCCCAUCCAUAUGUGGCCACUGAGAACUUGAAAUGUGACUAGUUUGAAUUAAGAUGUGCUGUAACUAAAAUACACCCUGGAUUUCAAAGACUUAAUAAAUAAUGUAAAUUAUCUAUUCUUUCCUGUUGAUUAUAUAUUGAAAUGAUAAUAUUUUGGAUAUGUUUGGGUUAAAUAAAAUAUAUUACUAAAAGUAA